Messenger RNA from Mucor mucedo, 2189 nucleotides. RefSeq names its product UNC-like C-terminal-domain-containing protein. NCBI's taxonomy places the organism in Eukaryota, Fungi, Mucoromycota, Mucoromycetes, Mucorales, Mucoraceae. The transcript has 2 exons. The record is from RefSeq and is a predicted model, not a curated record. The coding region runs from base 19 to 2088 and encodes 689 amino acids. Gene Ontology annotation, biological process: nuclear envelope organization. Gene Ontology annotation, cellular component: nuclear envelope. Gene Ontology annotation, molecular function: protein-membrane adaptor activity.
CCUUCACUUACGUUUAAGAUGUCCAGAACAUUUAGUAAUGAAUCUCUGUUUUCUAUUAAUACACCCAACAACAGUAAAGGACGUAGUAGACGCACUGGUGGUAUAACCAUCAGCAGCUCUCCCUCAAGUAGCAGAAAAAGUUCUAAUUCUAAUUAUGAAACACGCCGGGCACAUGAAGAAGUGCCUGCUUUGGACAUUCGAAAUAUUGACCACGAGGUUAUCAGAAAUGAUCCUGAGUUGAGAAGUUUAUCGCGUAACCCAUCGGCAUUCCACGGAAGUCCCAGACAACACUGUGGAGAUAUGGAAAAUGAAGAAAAUAUCUAUGCAGAGGUGGAAAUGCUUGAAAACAAUCCGGAAGAAGAGCUUCGAUUAAGAAAUCUUUAUAAAGCAAGAUCAAAAUCAAGCUCAAGCGAUCAUGAACUGCAUAAUGCACUAAGUUUAACACGAUCCUUCUAUGGGCAACAUCGCGAUAUAACAGAUAUUGAUGAAGAAGAGGAGGUUGAUAUCGAUGAUAGCCAGAUUGAACAAGAAAUUUUACAACGAACUGUUGCUUACAAGACCUUAAAAGCCAUUGUAUUUGUAUUGUUUAUGGUCUAUUGGGUCAUCAGCGAACCAAUUAUUCGAUCAAUAGCAUUUAUAACUAUGGUUUCCUCAGCAGUCCUCGAUCAAAGCAAACAUGUAUGGUCAAAGUUGACUAUUUAUGGAAGUGCAUGGCCUCUUAAAAAGAUUUUAAGUACUCUUAUCACAAUUAGUGUCCUUGGAUUAUGUAUGACACCUUUAACCUUUUACGCAAAGCCUUACUUUGACGCAACCCUUAUUCCUCGAUAUCGAUUAAACAGACACGUGACUGCUCUUGAAAAAAAUCUCAAAGUAAUUGCUGCGGACAAUUUGGCUAUGAAAUCUUCCCAACAUACUGAAAUUAUGAACAUUUGGAAUAAACUUGAAGAUGUGAUCGCUCUCGAAAAAAAUAUUGAAGCUAUUAAUGCGGAUAACUUGGCUAUGAAAUCUUCCCAACAUACUGAAAUUAUGAACAUUUGGAAUAAACUUGAAGAUGUGAUUGCUCUCGAAAAAAAUAUUGAAGCUAUUACUGCGGAUAACUUGGCUAUGAGAUCUUUGGUGGAUAAGAUCCAACAUACCGAAAUUAAAAACAUUUGGGACGAACUUGCAGAUCAUCAAACGCAAAUCAACCGCCUUCAAAGUUCAAUCGACGAGAAAAUCACCCUUGCCUUGGAAUCUAAAUUACCUGAUAUGAUACUUGUACAAACGAACAAAAAUGGGGAAUUGGAGUUUUCACCCACAUUCUAUGCCUACUUACAAGACGCCUUAUCCUGGGAUAACUUUUUACAACAGAACAAUCAAUCGAUUGCUAAGUAUCUAUCUGGUGAAAUGAACAAUUAUUUCGAAAAGCAAGAAAAGCAAGGCGCAAUUGUUGGAAAAAAUACAUUUAUGAAGUUGAUUUCAAACGCUUUAAUUCAUCAUCAAAACCCUAUUGCUGAAAAUACCGAAGUUUCUUUUGAUGAUUUAAUUAAUAGUGCUAUACAACAAUACCACCAAGAUGUACUCAAUACUGCCGACUUUGCAUUAGAUUCUCGGGGAGCCAGAAUUUUAAAGGGUCUGACUAGCGAAACUUAUCACCCUUUUCCAGCCUGGGCUCUUAUUUUGCGUGGUUUAUUUAAUCUUCCUAUACAUGUAAAUCCUCCCAAGCUUGCAAUUACUUCGUACACACACGUAGGUGGAUGCUGGAGUAUGGUUGGAAGCGAAGGCAAUUUGGCAAUCAAGCUUAGUGAAACCAUUAAUGUACAAGGUAUAACAGUUGAAUUCCCUUCACCCGAUGUCAUGGUCAACAAAAUGUCAAGUGCACCAAAAGAUAUGGAAGUUUACGGCUUGACGAAUCAUAUCAAUGGCGACAAUCCUACGUAUCUUGGCAAGGUUCGAUACGAUAUCAACAAAGGGUCACCUAUCCAGACAUUCGAUUUGGCCCCCUCUCCAAAAUCAUUCCGUGCAGUCAGAGUGAAGGUUUUAUCCAACUGGGGUAACCAGGUUAAAACAGAUUUGUAUCGUAUCCGAAUUCACGGCACUCCUUCAUAAACCUAGUGGAUUAUAUUCUUUACGAUGCAGCCCUUUACACUUCUGUAAAUCAAAAUAUAUCCAAAGGGUUCUUUAAUAAAAUAAUAAGUUUACAAGUUUAA